This is a messenger RNA of Polychytrium aggregatum, 724 nucleotides long. Its product is annotated as exonuclease III protein. NCBI's taxonomy places the organism in Eukaryota, Fungi, Chytridiomycota, Chytridiomycetes, Polychytriales. Gene Ontology annotation, molecular function: 3'-5'-RNA exonuclease activity; nucleic acid binding. The transcript has a single exon. Gene Ontology annotation, biological process: exonucleolytic trimming to generate mature 3'-end of 5.8S rRNA from tricistronic rRNA transcript (SSU-rRNA, 5.8S rRNA, LSU-rRNA). The record is from RefSeq and is a predicted model, not a curated record. Bases 46 to 687 code for a protein of 213 amino acids.
CCAUCCAGCCCCCUGCAAGUGCCAUCCAGCCUCGUCACAACAACCAUGAGUUCCUCCGCGACCCCACACAGAAGCCAGCAGACCACGUCCCAGCGCCUCGACUACAUCAUCGUGCUCGACUUUGAGGCGACCUGCGGGCCGACCGUACCCAAGAGCGACUCUGAAAUCAUCGAGUUCCCCAUGAUCGUCAUCGACACCCAGCAACGAGCCGCCACGCACGAAUUCCAGGUCUACGUCAAGCCCACGCUGCACCCGAUCCUCGACGACUUUUGCACCGAGCUGACCGGGAUCACGCAGGACCAAGUUGAUGCCGGCGUCAGCUUCGUUGAGGCCCUGGAACUCGCCCACGACUUUGUGCAGCCGUUUGUGAAGCAACGCAACCGAAGCGCCAUCCUCACCUGCGGCGACUGGGACCUCAAGACCAUGCUGCCGCUCCAGGCCGAGCGCGAAGCGGUCCCAGUCGUAAGUCCCUUCGACAAGUGGAUCAACAUCAAGAAGGACUUUGAGCUCGUCUACAAGACACGCAAGGCCGGCAUGGUCCCCAUGCUGAACCACCUCGGGCUUACCCUCGAGGGCCGGCAUCACUCUGGCAUCGACGACUGCCGCAACAUUGCGCGAGUUGCAUUGGCCAUGAUGGAUGAUGGUCAUGUCUUUGGAAAGCCCGGGACGAUUCGCCAGAGAUCGUAAUACAUUUGCUGCAAUUGCUGCCGCUGCUGCAACUAAA